Molecule: messenger RNA, 1015 nt
Organism: Corticium candelabrum
Lineage: Eukaryota; Metazoa; Porifera; Homoscleromorpha; Homosclerophorida; Plakinidae
Product: MAM and LDL-receptor class A domain-containing protein 1-like
Exons: 3
Coding region: 506-1015 (169 amino acids)
Cellular component (GO): membrane
Source: RefSeq, a predicted model, not a curated record
GGUAUCUGUUAUUGUUUGAUUUGUUUGUCUAUUUGUUUAUUUGUUUGACUGUUUGUUUAUGUAGGUAUCUGUGUUCAAUGUUUGUCUGUUUUUCAUCUGUCUGUCUAUAGUUUUGUCUCUUUGUCUCAUUUGGUUUAGUCGUGUUUGUCUGUCUGUUUUUUGGUUUGUUUGUUUGUCUGUUUGUUUCUAUGUUUGUUUGUUUGUUGGUUUAUCUAGGUGCCUGUGUGUUCAAUGUUUGUCUGUCUUUUUAUCUGUCUGUCUAUCGCCUUGUCUUUGUAUCUAUAGUUUUGUUUAUUUGUGUUUAUCCUUUUGUUUUUUUGUCUGUCUGUUUCUUUCUGUAUUUUUCUGUUUGUCUUUUUGGUUUGUUUGUUUAUUUAGGUGUCUGUGUGUUCAACGUUUGUCUGUUUUUUCUUUCAUUUGUCUGUAUGUCUAUCAUAUUGUCUGUGUGUUUGUUAAUUUGUUUAUUUGUCUUUUUGUAUUUUAUUAAACUUUAGUUUUAGAAUACAUGCUGGUUAUGCUAGGUCAUUACGUGUACAUUGAGACGUCAGGAGCAACCAAUGUACAAGCUGUACUUGCAAGUUAUGCUGUGACCAACUCCAAUGAAACGACCUGUAAAUUGUCAAUGGCUUAUCACAUGUACGGCUCACAAAUUGGUACAUUGGAAGUGAUUGCUCACACUACGUACGGAAACUCUCCAGUAUGGAGCCGUUUUGGCAACCAGGGGAGGUGGUGGUUAACCACUACUGUUGACUUUGGAAGCAUAAAUGGCUCGUUUGAAAUUUAUGUAAGGGCUUCACAUUCCUUUGGCUUUAGAGGAGGCAUUGCUUUGGAUGAUCUUUCACUGACUAAUUGUUCUCCAGAUGUAACACCAACAUCGUCCUCAGUCUCUUGUUACGUUUGUUCUCAAAGCAAUAAAGAAAACUGUGAAAUCCAUCAGACUGUUCAAAAAUGUGAUGUUGGAGAGAUAUGUCGUCAGGUAGUACACAGGAUUCCACUAUUUGGAGGAGUGGUGUAG